AUGAAGCUGCUGCCCGUCGUCGGCCCGUCGCCGCUCAGCGUCAACCCGAUCUUUGAGAUCGGCCCCAUGGAGCCCCGCUACUCGGAGUACUUCGUCUUCGAGGGCGUCUCGGUCGACGAGAACGGCGCGCGGCUCUCCGCCGCCGCCUCCAGCUGGGUCGAUUCCGCGUGGUACGGGGACCCCUCGAUCGUCUCGCCCUCCCUCGCUGACGUCGGCGGUGGUGGGCUGGUGGCGGUGUGA
This is a messenger RNA of Emiliania huxleyi CCMP1516, 240 nucleotides long. RefSeq lists its product as hypothetical. The record is from RefSeq and is a predicted model, not a curated record. Lineage: Eukaryota; Haptophyta; Isochrysidales; Noelaerhabdaceae. The transcript has 3 exons. The coding region runs from base 1 to 240 and encodes 79 amino acids. Gene Ontology annotation, molecular function: hydrolase activity, acting on carbon-nitrogen (but not peptide) bonds, in linear amides.